AUGUCUUCCACACUACUCAAGACCAUCGUUCUUCUCGCCCUCGCCAGCUUGUCAGUGGCUGACCUCCACACAACUGCUAUCUGCAUAAAUGACUCAUCCUCAGGAGAUGGCGUAUACAACUCCAAAGCGACAAUCGCCUCCUGCACAAAUUACUUCAACAGAAACACGGGCUCCGAGCAGUGGGAUACAUGUCCUGAUUGCGUAAUGAUUACAACUGGUAUUCCCCAUUGUAGCUCACCUGCAGAACACAUGGGUGGUGACGAGAUUACAUAUUAUUGCAAACAGAAUGGGGCAGACAAUGCUUUGACUUCGUAA
Sclerotinia borealis F-4128 is the source of this 315-nucleotide messenger RNA. The record is from the annotation of a GenBank genome assembly. NCBI's taxonomy places the organism in Eukaryota, Fungi, Ascomycota, Leotiomycetes, Helotiales, Sclerotiniaceae.